CUGAGCGCUCCGGGCCUUUUCAAAUCGGGAUCCGUUACCGCUUUCCCGGCCGCCGCCAUUGUAGCGCUCGGAGCCUCUCAGCGCAGGCGGCCGAGGCGGAGGCGGAGGCAUCGGCAGCGGGAUGGCGGACGCCGACAAGCCCGAGGUGCUCGGGGCCGCUGGCGACGACAGUACGCUUCAGCAGCCCGUGGAGCAGCCGGGCGAGCCGCGGCGAGAACCGCACCCCCCAGAGCCAGAGAAGCAGCCGCCGCAGCACAGCAGCAGCUCCAAUGGCGUUAAAAUGGAAAAUGAUGAAUCAGUUAAAGAAGAUAAAUCUGAAUUAAAAGAAAAAUCUUCAGGAAGUAAGAAGGCCAAUAGAUUUCAUCCUUAUUCAAAAGAUAAGAAUUCGGGCACUGGAGAAAAGAAGGGUCCAAAUCGAAACAGAGUUUUCAUUAGCAACAUCCCAUAUGACAUGAAAUGGCAAGCUAUUAAAGAUUUAAUGAGAGAAAAAGUUGGUGAGGUUACAUACGUGGAGCUCUUUAAGGAUGCGGAAGGAAAAUCAAGGGGUUGUGGUGUCGUUGAAUUCAAAGAUGAAGAAUUUGUAAAGAAAGCACUAGAAACUAUGAACAAAUAUGAUCUUAGUGGAAGACCCCUGAAUAUUAAAGAGGACCCUGAUGGAGAAAAUGCUCGUAGGGCAUUGCAACGAACAGGAGGAUCAUUUCCAGGAGGACAUGUACCCGAUAUGGGAUCGGGGUUGAUGAAUUUACCACCUUCCAUUCUCAAUAAUCCAAACAUUCCUCCUGAGGUUAUCAGUAAUUUGCAGGCUGGUAGACUUGGUUCCACAAUUUUUGUUGCUAAUCUCGACUUCAAAGUUGGUUGGAAGAAGCUAAAGGAGGUGUUCAGCAUAGCUGGAACUGUAAAGCGGGCAGAUAUUAAAGAAGACAAAGAUGGCAAGAGCAGAGGAAUGGGCACAGUCACUUUUGAACAAGCAAUUGAAGCAGUUCAAGCAAUUUCUAUGUUCAAUGGGCAGUUUUUGUUUGAUAGACCUAUGCAUGUGAAAAUGGAUGACAAGUCUGUCCCUCAUGAAGACUACCGUUCACAUGACAGUAAAACACCACAGUUACCGCGCGGUCUUGGAGGCAUUGGAAUGGGACUUGGUCCAGGUGGGCAACCUAUAAGUGCCAGCCAGUUGAACAUAGGCGGUGUAAUGGGAAAUUUAGGCCCAAGUGGUAUGGGAAUGGAUGGUCCAGGUUUUGGAGGAAUGAAUAGAAUUGGAGGAGGAAUUGGGUUUGGUGGUCUGGAAGCAAUGAAUAGCAUGGGAGGAUUUGGAGGAGUUGGCCGAAUGGGAGAGCUGUACCGUGGUGCCAUGACUAGUAGCAUGGAGAGAGAUUUUGGACGUGGUGAUAUUGGAAUCAAUCGAGGCUUUGGAGAGUCCUUUGGUAGACUUGGCAGUGCAAUGAUUGCAGGAAGAUUAGGAGCUUCUAACAUGGGUCCAGUAGGAUCUGGAAUAAGUGGUGGCAUGGGUGGCAUGAACAGUGUGACCGGAGGAAUGGGGAUGGGACUAGACCGGAUGAGCUCCAGCUUUGAUAGAAUGGGACCAGGUAUAGGAGCUAUAUUGGAAAGGAGCAUCGAUAUGGAUCGAGGAUUUCUAUCUGGUCCGAUGGGAAGCGGAAUGAGAGACAGAAUAGGCUCCAAAGGCAACCAGAUAUUUGUCAGAAAUCUGCCUUUUGACUUGACUUGGCAGAAACUAAAAGAGAAAUUCAGUCAGUGUGGUCAUGUAAUGUUCGCAGAAAUAAAAAUGGAGAAUGGAAAGUCAAAAGGCUGUGGAACAGUCAGAUUUGACUCCCCGGAAUCAGCUGAAAAAGCGUGCAGAAUAAUGAACGGCAUAAAAAUCAGUGGCAGAGAAAUCGAUGUUCGCUUGGAUCGUAAUGCAUAAUUUUAAACCACGGUUGGGACAUUCUUACAUCUGUUUUGCCGAAUCUCCUAGAAAAAGUCAUUUUUUUUUUUUAGUAAUACUGUAUGCUUACUAAAGCUGUAAAAAUGAACUUUUAAAACUCCCACCAGCUUUUAACAGUAUAGUGUUAAAUAUACUGUGAUUUUUGUUAAUCUCAAGUUUGGGUUUUUAAAGACAGCAAGUCGGUCAUUCAGUUUAAAUGAAUGGUUAUACUGUUUUUAAUGAAAUAAGCCAUUUUCUUGUUGUUACUUUCAGUACUACAUAGUGCAGUUUAUUCAGGUUUCCUCAACUUUGAUCAACUUAUUCUAAGGUAAAACAGAUGAUUUUUUCAAAACUUCCAUUUUAUAUAUGUAAUUGUCCUUGAAAUGAAAGGGCUCAGACAAAUUAGGAUAUGAUUUUUGGUUGGUUUUAAAUUACUUUUUUUUUGGUGAUAAAGAAUUACUGUAAGUAAGUUUUAGAUUCUAAAGUUUAGGAUAUCUUUUAUUUGACUUAAAUGAAGAAACGGAGUUUUUCUUCUCUUCCUUCUCCUAUCAUCCACAUUUUCCACAUAACACUAUUAAUAUCAACCUCCACAGCCCUUUAUUUUAUUAUUCCCAAUGAUUCCAAGUUCAUGUAGAACUGAUAAUGUGGCAAUCCCCAAGUAUAAUAAUAGGCAGACUACUCCCAGCUUUCUGUCUAGUUUCCAGCUGUUGAAGUGAACUGCUGAGAAAAGGAACACAAUAGAAAUGCUGAGAGCGACGGUCACGUAAGUCAGCCCUGUGCUGUUCACCUCCACAGGGGCGGACGCGUUGGUAAACGCGGUUUUAACAAGCCACGGGGCCCCGAGGCAGAGCAUAUCAAACACGUUGGACCCCACGAUGUUAGACACAGCCAUGUCUCCUUUGCCUGCAGAGAAGAAGCAUGUCGUUAAAAUGGGCACACCAAUCCUGUAUUUUUCUUAAUAAGCUUCAUAAAACACACUGGAAUUUUUGUUUGUUGGUUGGUUUUGGAAAAUUGUGACAUUAGAACAAAAGUCUUACUGAAUUUGUAUUUUUUCAUUUUGGGGGGUUAGUAUUUAAAGUCUUAACAUUUAUUUAAUAAUAAUUAUUUAUUAAACCGUUUUUCAAUAAGGUCUGUAGAUUACUUGUUGCUUUUCAUUCUUAUUUAAUAUGGUUAAUUAAUGAUUUAAUGCACAUUUCAGAUGAGUAUUAUUUGGGGGGUUAGUUUCAGUGAAAUUAAUCUGCUGUUAAGUAGUAAAUCCUUCCUCUUGAGACAAUGUUUUUAUUUUUUCUUCAAACUAUGCUGAGGAAAUAAAUAUUUUUAAAGGUACUUUUGCUCAGUGUAUUUCAGCCCGGCUUGAGGAAUGGGCAUCGCAGCACGAGGGACCUAGCUCUUACCUUUUCUUGCAACCAACACACUGGCAAUCGUAUCUGGCAGGCUUGUUCCUGCUGCUAGUAAAGUAAGGCCCAUUACUGUGUCUGGAAUUUCUAGUGUCUCCCCUAUAGUGAACAUAGAUGCUCCAAGUUACAAGUCUUAUAGAUUGAAUAACCAUUCUCUGCAAUUAUUUCAGAUACUUACUUUCUGAGCAAAAAGAAAAUAGGCACAUUUAGAUUUCACAACCAAUAUGCACUUAAACUUUAGCUAACAAAAUAUUUGAAUAAGAUUGGUAAAUUGGGUGUUAAUACAGGUAGCACAGAUUUUUAGUGACAUAUCUAAAGAAAUUUAAUGGACAAAAUUCUAAGGAAUAAUUUCUCUACCUGGUAUGCUUGCAGAAGUUUUGGAUAUGCACUAUUAUCAAGGCUGUUGAUUAAUAUAUGCCAAUAAUAUGAUUCGUUAUUUUCUCUUUUUCAAAGCAUUUUCUUAAAGUGGUCAGAAUUAAGCAAAUUGUUUAUAGCUAUUUUUAUCCUGUAAAUGUGUUAACAUGGUACACAUUUCUUUAAGUCCUACUUCAGUGAUAGACCUUAAACAAAGGAAAACAAAAAUAGGGGUUUCCUAGUCUUCCUAACAUUAUGGUCCCAAUUUAUUAAUCCUUCUGUUAUAUUUGGUGUCAGUUCAACAUUUUUCAGAAAUGUGUUCAGAAACAGAAUCAGAGGGAAGUUAAAUGAAAAUACAUGUAACUCCUCUUUUAAUGUUGCAGUUGAAUACUUUAGAAUCUUUUUCUUAAAAUGUCAAUUAAAAGUACUUUAAGUAGCUGUUUAUUGCAUGCUUUACAUAUUGAUAUUGGAAUUGUAUUUGGUUGUUAAUUUUUGUUACUGGUUUGCCAGAGUUUAUAUGUACAUAAAUAACACUCAUAUUUAUCAUCUUGGGGGUUGUUCUAUGAUCUAUUGAUUUUGUUCUUUUUUUGAUUUCCUAUUGUCAAAUAUAUUCUGGCUGAGAAAAUUUGGAGAGAUUUAAUAUGCAACCUAAUUGGACUUUUUUCAGCCUUCUCAUUAAAAAUGAAAGCAAUACUCUGCUUUUUGCUAGCAUGCUAUUCUAAGUCAUAUAUUAAUUUGGGAAAAGUCAGAGACUUUUUGUAAAGGGCCAUGUAGUAAUUAUUUUAGGCAGUGCAGGCUGUGUGGUUUCUGUUGCAGAUACUCACCUCUGCCAUUAUAGUGUGAGAGCAUCCACAGAUAAUAUAGAAAUGGUUGGGUGUGAUUAUGGUCAGUAAGACUUGGUGAGCAAAAACAGGAGUCCUGGCAGUUUGGGCACACAGACCAUAGUUUGCUCACUCUGACAUAUCCGUUUGGGGUAACUUUUUUGGGAGAAAUUCUUGAUUUUUUUCUAUCUUUAUAUUCAGUUUUUUCUUUUGGAGUUCUGUGGAACUAGAGCAGAUUAUGGCCAGGCAGUAAUAUUUAAAUUUUAAUCAUGAAGGUAGUAGAAACCUAAAUUGAAAUUUUAUGUACUUUUUACUCAUUCUAGGAUUGGUUUGUGUUGCCAUAUUAAAAAGCAAAAUGAAAUGUAAUCCAGUUAAACAGUGAGCACGCCCUGUCAAAAUACUGUCCGUUUGCUAUAUUUUUCACUGUGGAACGGAAUUCAAUGGAUGGAGUAUUUGUGGACCCCAUACAAUGUGGUUUAAUUAUUAGCAUAAUAGGAGGUUAUCCUCUGUACUUGAUUUCAUUUAUAAGAAGAUCCCUUGACUUGUAUAACCCUGGACUGUAUAAUAUUUGAGAAUAUAGUUGAUACACAAUAUACAACUUACAAAUUCAUGAAUGAUCUUGCUGGUACAUUAAUGUUUAAUCUUUUUGUAAAUAGCAGUUAUCUUUAGUCUUUGCAAAAAGAGACAUUCCUCCUUAGUUAGACUACAUUUAGUGAAUAUAUGCAGUUCUUCUAUGAAACCGAUUAUUUUCUUUUUAAUGAUACAUACCAGUUAUUGUGACCAUCCAAACCAGGAUGUAUGUAAAUGCAGAUAUCCACAGUGCCGACAUGAAAAAGGUUAUGAUAAAAUAAUUUUUCCAAAACUUUCUUCUACAAUCUGGAGUGGUUAGAAAAAGUAAGGUAAUGAUAGGAAGGGAUAGUACCCAAAAAAUUCUUUUUAAGUCUGCUUCAGGCAUGUUGAAAACACUUGGUGGAUCUGUUGAGGAAAAAAUAAAUGAUUUUGAGUUUUCUCAAAUGGCCAAUUAAGUUGGAAAUGUCCAUUUAGAAAGCUAUAUUGAAAUAAAUUAGCUGUAUCAGCUUCUAAGAGGCUAUUUAAAACAUUUGAAUACCUCAUUACUGAUAUUGCUGGCAAAAAGAAACUAAUUGAGACUUUAGGGCAGACAGUAUAAAAUGUGAUACUCAGCGUUUCUUGAUUUGGGACCUUAAAUCCAUCAAAAUUUCUUGGGUCAUUCAGUAAAUGUAUUUAGACAUAAUGUUUUAUGAAGUGUCAGUUGGACUUCUCUUGGUUUUCUACAAUGUGAAUGGUUUUUAGUAACUUUUUUUUGUUGGCUUGUGGGAUUAACUUGCCUUCUACUUAUUAUAACUAUUAUAGUUGUGUCUGUUCUCCAGUAUUGAUAAUGUCUCUAGCCUGCCCUGUGUAUCAGAUAAUGCAUACUUAAGAUGUAUAAGAUAAUUAUAGCAUAAUAUUUUUAUUAGGUUGAAUAUUCCAUUCUAAUUCUCAUUGUGAUUUGGGGGGGGCUUCAGUUUUUCUUUCUUAAUAUGUAUUUGUUAAAUAUGGAAUUCACUGUAAUUCUUAGGAGAACCUUUAAGAAAAUAAGAACAAGUAUGGAAUCUACAAUGUAACUUAUAAAACUUGAGUAUGUUCCUUUAUUUAAUUUGUUUUGUUAAGUUAGUGGAAGACAAUAAUAUACUGGAUAAAAAUAAGA
Molecule: messenger RNA, 6192 nt
Organism: Suricata suricatta (meerkat)
Lineage: Eukaryota; Metazoa; Chordata; Mammalia; Carnivora; Herpestidae
Gene: MYEF2
Product: myelin expression factor 2
Exons: 17
Coding region: 122-1915 (597 amino acids)
Biological process (GO): regulation of mRNA stability involved in response to oxidative stress
Cellular component (GO): cytoplasm; post-mRNA release spliceosomal complex; nucleus
Molecular function (GO): mRNA binding
Source: RefSeq, a predicted model, not a curated record